CCACACUCCCAACCUUAUACAUACCCCUAAAUUAAGACCAAAUAGCAAAAAUGUUUAACGAAAUAGCACAUUUUUUCUUUGUGGCUGUUGUAUCUAGUGACAACCGUUUAGACGGGGGGGAUAUUUGACGUCACUAGAUAGCUAGGCUGGCUAGCUAGCGUGCUAAUUUUUGUGAAUUUUAUCCAGAAUAUUUUCCUGUGUGUAGCUACAGAUUUCCACAGUAUGAGCAACGUUGGUUUUUCGGCUACACGGGGGAUCAGCUCCGGCGGACCUGAUAAGGUCGACAUGUCUUUAGAUGAUAUAAUUCGUUUGAACAAGAAAGAGCAACAAGCAAGGAGGCCGGGCCCGGGGAACCGCAGGCCACUACAGAAGGGGAAGGUCUUUGUCCAAGGGAAGCCAGUUGGAGCGAGGACCAGGGGACAGACUCAAAGACGAGGUGGUGUACCAAGAGGUGCGAUAACGAGAGCGGGUUUUGGAAGAGGCCGAAAGAUUCCCUCUCCGGUUGUUCGAAGCCGGGGUCAAGGGGUUAUCACUGGACUGGCAGCCCGAAAGACUGCAGCACUACAGAAAGGCAUCAGUCCGCUCAACCGACCUGCUAUCAACCGGAAGUUACAGCCCUUCAACAACCGAUCACGGCCCUUCAACAACCGAUCACGGCCCUUCAACAACCAAUCACGGCCCUUCAACAACCAAUCACGGCCUUUUAUCCAACCAGCCCAAUACAGACAGGUGCAAGGCCAAAGGAGGCCCUAUAGACAGACAGACGUACAGAGAGGCCUCGACUCGACGAGACCCUUUCAGCAGCGGAGACGGCCCUUGCCCCCUGUCCAAACCCAGAGAGAAGCCCGCCAGGCCACAUUUCUCUCCCGCAGGGGCCUCAAGGUUCACGCCCAGGUCCCGAAGCCGACUUUAACCUCUAUAUCCCCUGCCCCAGUUAGAACCCGCCAGUGGCGCACGUCAACAAACAGCAGUGGGAUCCUGACCGUUUCCAUCGACAACCCCACUGCCAUGACACAGUCUGAGCCUCCUUGUGCUUGGUCCCUGCACCCCUCGGCCCCCACCAGCUCUGCCCCAGUCAAGAUGAAGGUGGAAGAGGAGAAGAAAACGGAACCACCUAAAGGAGUCCCCUUGCAGUUUGACAUCAACAGUGUGGGGAAACCGUUUCCCAUGUGUAUCAAGAAUGAUCCACCAACCAAAGGACACCUAGACAACUUGAUACAACUGUGGGAGGCAUUGGAGUCAAUAUGGGCCAUCAGCCCUGUGGAAUGCUUUCGACACCUUGUAGAGUCCAUGCCCUGACGAAUUGAGGCUGUUCUGAGGACUAAAGGGGGUGCAACUCAAUAUUAACUGCGAUGACUUUGAAUGAGCGAUUCCGCAUCCUGAAAGACGAGCGCGUCGCCACUGCGCAGACCAGCAAAGGCAGCCGAUUCAUCACUGUGGGUUAAGACAAUGACGCAAAGGAGAAGGGGGAUCCCCAAAACCUUUGUGUCCCAGACAGACACACACACACACACACACACUGAUCCCCACCUAUCUGAUGAUAUAGAACCGUUUUAAAAGGACCCUGAGCUGAUCGUAAGCUGAUCCUCCUGAGUGAUUUUCCUUAUGGAGCAGACUUGGGGUAGAAAGAGAGUGAUGCAUUCUCAGUAGGAUGAGCCUAGUAUGCUGAUAUUUGUUGCUUACUUGCAUUCAUUUUUAUGAAAACAGUAGGCAUACGUUCUAAAUUGUAUGCCGUUCGAGUAAAUAUUAGGCAAACCAGUUUUGGACACCGCCUUUUGGAUGUAAAAUAAUGAUGGUAGAAUGUUUUUUAUAUGUAUAGAUAUGGGAUACUGUUCUAUAGGAAAUGUUAUACUUUUAAAUGUUUUCAUACUAACUAAAUUCAUUUUGUUGAAUAAAUCCCUAAUUAACGUA
Molecule: messenger RNA, 1911 nt
Organism: Oncorhynchus kisutch (coho salmon)
Lineage: Eukaryota; Metazoa; Chordata; Actinopteri; Salmoniformes; Salmonidae
Product: UAP56-interacting factor
Exons: 10
Coding region: 223-1299 (358 amino acids)
Biological process (GO): mRNA export from nucleus
Cellular component (GO): nuclear speck
Molecular function (GO): mRNA binding
Source: RefSeq, a predicted model, not a curated record